AUGAUACUUCAUUGGUUCCUUCUAGCCUGUGCUCCCAUCACAUCAAAUGAGCAAAAGACGGUGUUUGGUGCCCAAUGGACACAUUAUCCAAUCUUUUUCAUCCAGUCCAUUUACACAAUUGAAGUCAUCGGAAAAAUUAUUUCAUAUGGACUUGUGCUGCCGCCUACAUCCACCCCACCUUCCUUAUGGACAUACUUGAGAAGCAAGCUUUUGCCUGUACAGCAAGACAGCAACCCAAAUGAAAAUGAAACUGCAUCCAAACUUGAAUUCAUCAGACACCAUCGGGCUUAUUUAAACAGUUUUGGAAACGUGUUGGAUGCAAUUUCAGUGCUUUCAUAUUGGGUAGAUUUUGUGUUCAUGAUAUAUGGAUAUCAUUAUAUCUCAUUGUUUAAAUCAUUAGGUGCUCUAAGACCUAUUCAUUUACUAUCCAUCUUACCCGGUACUGCAGUCAUUUUAAAAUCAUUAGAAACAAGUUGGGAUAUUUUAUUGGCUGUUUCUGGAUUGAUCUUUUUCUUUUUGCUCUUGUUUGCCCUUUUUGGUCUCAUCUCUUUUCAGGGCAUUUUCUCUAGACGGUGUUAUUAUACUGGUGCUGAUAAUGCUUUGCAACUAGUAGAACCCGCUCGGUUUUGCUCAGGAUACAUGAAUGGAUCCACAAUUACAGGUGCUUACAAUCUGGAAACGGGUGAAACAAGUUAUCCGGGGUACCAUGGAUUUAUAUGUAAUGCAGGCCAAAUUUGUAUGGAAGACCCAGUCAAUAACCCGCAAAGCGGAUUUGUUAAUUACGACAACAUUUUCUUUUCAUUACUCAGUGUCUAUACCUUUGUGUCAUUGGAAUUGUGGACCGAUCUCAUGUAUCAAACACAAGAUGCAGAUUCAACUGUUGCUGCCUUAUAUUAUUGUCUGGGUGUCUAUAUUCUCGCGUUUGUAUUAACGUUUUUACUAUUUGCUGUUAUCACUUCGGCGUUUGCACGUGUUCGUGCCGUCAGCUCUGUGAGUGCAUUUACUGCAAAGAAGAAAGGCUACCCAGUUUUACGAGAUGCUGAGGGACUUGAUGACGAAGCCAUGUGGAUGUUUGAUAACCCACCAGAGGAGCUGGGACGCGGUAUGACUCGAGUAAAACUGAGGUGGUGGAUUGUGAGGCUAGUGAAGAGUAGGACAUUUUUUUACUUUGGAGGAUUCUUGGUAUUGUUUGAUAUGGUCUUCAUGUGCCUCCGGUCAUUUUAUGCCAGCGAGCAUUUACUGGAGUUGAUUGAUAAUGCGGAAACAAGUUUCACGUUUGUUUUUGCCGUCGAGAUUAUAUUAAGAACAGUGGGCGCCGCAAGCUGGAUGAAUUUUUGGUCGACAAAACGUAAUUUAUUUGACUUGUUCUUGGUCAUCAGCACAUGCGUGAUACAAUUGCCGAUGAUUCAAGAUUCUUGGGUGUACAAGUACCUAACAAUUUUUCAGAUACUGAGAAUGUAUCGGCUAUUCAUUUGUAUACCUCGUGUGAGGAGUCUCCUAUCUGCUGCUUUAGGAACGGGUGAAAGUGUACUCUACGUCAUGGUCUUUCUGGUAUUGGCAACCGCGUUAUGUGCUACGGUAUUUAUGCAGAUGUUUGGUGGUGAUUACGGCGAUGUCUUAGAUAUCUCGGAAUCCGGUAAUCGUUUUGAUACAUUUUGGGAAUCGUUCGUUUCCUUAAUUGUAGUCUAUACUAGUGAAACAUGGACAGCUGUACUAUAUAAUGCUAUGGCCAGUCAAACCGGGCAAGGAUCCAUCUAUGCUGCCAUCGCUUUAUCAUUUUAUUUUGCAUUUGGUAGAUACAUCAUGUCUGGUCUUUACAUUGCGGUCGUUCUAGAGAAUUUUGAAUUAAGCGAUGAUUAUAUACGUCAUUACCAAAUCAAGGAUUUCAUUCAUAGACAUAGAUUUAAAGACACAGACAGAACCGAAACAAUUCUGUUAAAAUUGUUUCGACCCUUCUAUUAUCAUAAUGAAAACAAGACUGUUCAGAUACCAAAAUUACCAGCCAAUUUAACAGCUCCCUUGACACAAGCCGAUUUGACCGAAUUAUUGACUGAUUUACCAAAAACCAAACCUAAUCGAGAAGAACUGAAAACGCCAACAUGGAUUGAAAGGAAAAUUACAGUCUUAUAUUCCAAACUUAGACAGCGUAUCCCAUUUCUUCAAAAAAAGACGAGUAUAAAAGCAGCUCCUAUAAAUCCGUUUAUGCAGGAUGCAGAAGAGGCACCCGAGGAUUACGAUAUAAUUGCUGCUGAGGAAAAUCGUGAAGCCGUAAGGGAAAGUACGCCUGUUGUUAGCUCGUUAUUUCUCUUUUCAACCCGAAGUCGAGUCAGAUAUUGGUGUAAGCAACUAGUAGGCUCUAGCGAUAAUGGACAAGCGGAAAAACAAAAUCUUUUCAAUUGGAUUGUAAUGGCUUGUGUGUUUGUCAGCAUUCUCAUGGUAAUUCUAGACGAACCUUCAACAAGACUGAUUCGAAAAGAUACUUUAAAACAGGAGACGUACAACACUAUAGAAAUCGCUCUCAGUGUGGUAUUUUUGCUAGAACUGGCUAUCCGUAUUAUUGCAGAUGGAUUUUUAUUAACACCGAAUGCUUAUUUGCGAAAUCAUUGGAAUCAGUUAGAUAUCUGCGUUAUCGUGUUGAAUAUCAUCACUAUUUUUAUGGGUUCUGAAGAAGCACCACGAGGUUUGAGCACAUUUCGUAGUCUUCGUAUUUUACGAUUGAUCCGUUACUUUAAUGGUGUCCGUGACAUUUUUGUAUCCUUAUUUUAUGCUUUCCCUCUCAUGUUGGAUGCAUUGAUAUUCACGUUUUUAGUGUUGAUCCCAUUUUCAAUUUAUGGUGUUAACAUUUUUGGUGGUCUAAUGUGGUUAUGUAAUGACGAUUCGGUAUUAACGCGAGGAGAAUGUAUUGGUGAAUAUUACAACAAUAUCAGUAGCGACGACGACAUCGAGGUCAACAUGUGGAUUCCGCGUGUAUGGCAGAACCCGGAAAACGGAUUUUACUCCUAUGACAACUUUCCUUCGGCUUUACAGCAUUUAUUCUCAUUGACAUCCACAGAAGGAUGGGUCGACUCUUUGUUUAGUGCUAUGAGUACACCAGAUGACCCGGAUUAUCAGCCACAGUUUAAUUGGGGCCCUAAGGCAGUAUAUCAUAGUAUUUUCUAUAUCGUCUUCAUGAUUAUUUCGCAAGGAACCAUUCAAUUGUUUGUCGGCGUAAUCAUUGAAAAAUUCAAAGAAAGAAGUGGCAUUACAACGCUAACAACCGCUCAAAGACAGUAUUGUGAUCUCCAACGUUUAUUAGCAAAUGUAAAACCGACUAUCAAGGUGUUAAAACCCAAGACAAAAAUUGGACGGUUUUGUCAUGAUUUGGUGAUUGAGAAGCAUGGAAAAUUUAACCGAUACUGUUUAGUUCUGGCUGCUUUUCGUCUCGGCGAAGGCAUUGAUUCCCUUCAAACCCUCUAUCAUACUAUUGCUAAAUCGAUGCCUUCCAUCAUCCAAGUGUCGGCGGUGUUUAUGGUUUCCAUGUGUUUGUUUGCGAUGUUAUUUAUGGAAUUUUUCGGCCUAACAAAAUAUGGUAUCUACGGUACCGCGCAUACAAACUUUCGGGACUAUGGCAAUGCAUUGUUAUUACUUGUUCGUGCGACAACAGGAGAAGCUUGGAAUGCUAUAAUUGUGGAUUAUACCGUCACGUAUCCCAACUGUAUUGCGUCUUCAAAUUAUCUUGAAGAUGAUUGUGGAUCACCAUUUUGGGCAUACUUUUUGUUUAAUGUGUUUUACAUUGUUUGUACACAUAUCUUUAUGAACUUGUUUACAGCGGUUAUCAUCAGCAACUUUGAAUACGCCUAUGAGACAAGAACUCGGUUCACUAAUAUCACAAAAGCUGAUCUCCGAAUGUUCAAACAUGCAUGGGCAGAUAUUGAUACACAAGGAACAGGAUACAUCCAAAAAGAAGAUGUAGCAAAACUACUUCGAAAAAUGACGGGCCGGUUUACAUUUAAAAUUUAUGACGAUUCGUUCAGUAUAGAAAAUCUUACUAAUCUCGGUAGAAGAUCCAAGACUGGUGAGAAAUCCAUCUCUGCUUCCGCUAGUCCAAGAUCUCCUGGCGUCAAAAGUGGUUACAGUAGUGGAUACAGCAACGCAGUUUUGGAUGUUGACAUUAAAGCAAUGAACAAGUGUCUUAGUAAAUUAGAUGUCGAAGCGACUAGGAAAAAGAGGCUGGAAUAUAACCUCUAUUACAAGGAAAUUUUGAGAACAGAAACGUCAAGAGGAAUCCCUUUUGCAAGCGUACUGACAAUCAUGUCAUAUCGAUUUAUCAACAUCUCAACAUCCCUAAGACUUGAUCCACUUAUUGCACGCUUAGAAAAAAUCGAACAGCUUACUCAAGAAUAUCAUUUAGAAAAAGCUGCUGGUUUCUUUAUUUCACAAAUUAAGAAAAGACGUUUUAUCAAACAGUUAUGGAAGAAGCGAGACGAAGAUGAAGUUAAGAAAUUGGGCGUAACGAACUCUAGUCAUUUUGAAUUUGGUUCGCCCUCUUCUCAAAUGGACAGCCCCAUCAACUUUUUGAAUAAACCCAAAGAACGGCAAAAGAAAUCAUCAGCCAAUGUUCCCCGUAUUGUGAUUGAUAAUGUCUCGGGUGUGACACCCCAAUCAUCACCAAUGACCACUGGAACGGCAAGUAUCCCUGUUUCCCCCAUGUCGACCUCAUCCAUGGAUAACCAAUACGACCCGACAUACUCUGGUGGGGGAUAUUCACUAGCAGUAGCCCCGGGAACGUCGAGUAUACCUUCAUCACCAAUGACAGACUUUGAAGCCUCUGGACGCUUGGGCAAUGGAUUAUCGCCCUAUUCACCUUUUCCUAAUUUAAGCCCUGCUUCUAGGCAAAACUGGUUAUUGAUUGAUGGAAAUGGAGAAAUGCCAAUAGAUAUAUCUGAUGGUUUGAUGGAGUCUAUGAACCAUAGUAUCUGGUCUGGUAAGGUCCCUUUAUAUGAGCAACUCAUAUACACAGUGCUAACUCUUCUUUAUAGACAUGCUGAGGGAUGA
This is a messenger RNA of Mucor mucedo, 5034 nucleotides long. RefSeq names its product Ion transport protein-domain-containing protein. Gene Ontology annotation, biological process: calcium ion import across plasma membrane. NCBI's taxonomy places the organism in Eukaryota, Fungi, Mucoromycota, Mucoromycetes, Mucorales, Mucoraceae. Gene Ontology annotation, cellular component: voltage-gated calcium channel complex; membrane. The record is from RefSeq and is a predicted model, not a curated record. Bases 1 to 5034 code for a protein of 1677 amino acids. The transcript is spliced from 10 exons. Gene Ontology annotation, molecular function: calcium ion binding; high voltage-gated calcium channel activity.